AUGAUAUUGGAGCUCAAAGAAAAUCACCACAUGAAUGAAAGUGGAACUAGCUUGAUUAGCAGCACGCUAAUGGAAAUUCUAGAAUGGUUUCUGGAGGAGUUGGAGGCUAAGCUUGUCCAAGAGUCGUCUGAUAUCCAUGCUGAAGCCUUUAGCUUAGUGAAGCAGCAAGGCAGAAAACUCAUCAUGAACAGCCCUCUUCUAGAAGUUAAUACCGAGCACAAAAUCAAGAAAUAUCUGCUGGAUAAAUGUGGACUCGUCAAGCCACAAGAGAUUGUUUUGGGAAGUGAGUACAACGUCGAAGUGCAAAGCGAUUCUGAAACUAUUUCUGAAGCAGAAGAAAAGGCAAUGAUUGUCCCAAUGGUUGAACAGUUAACCCAGCUCUUUACCAAUCGCGAAAUUUACAAUUAUACAUUCACGGCGCCUGUAAAUCAAAGCUCAGACAACGUCAUCAGAAAUGCCAAAGACGGUUCAGUCUACAAAAACCACCGAAUCUGCCAAUUAUAUCCAGAUGCCUUGCUCAUUCAACUUUACAUUGAUGACGUUGAAAUGGUGAACCCUUUGGGAUCCCACACGAAGAAAAACAAAAUCACCGUCUUCUAUUGGAACUUACUCAAUCUACCCAAUCAUAUGAGAUCUUCGCUCAAAGCAAUUAACCUGUAUGGUUUUGCCCUUUCAACCAGCAUUAAAAAAUUCGGGUACCAAGAGAUGCUCAGAAAUUUCCUUCAGACGAUUCAGCAGUUAGAGACACCAGAUGGGCUAUUGAUCAGACUGGGAAAUGAGCCAGUAAUUCUGCACGGAACAUUGAUUUCAGUUUCGGGUGAUGGAUUGGCAUUGAACGAAAUUGGUGGCUUCAAAAGUAUUGGAUCAUUGACCUUUAAAUUCUGCCGCAACUGUGACUUGGAUCGAAAUGAAAUUUUCAAAUCCUUUGUUGAAAGGAAUAUUCGUGCUUUCCCCCAACACAAAGAACGAGUCAAAAAGAUCCAGGCAGAGCCAACAAAGAUUGUUCGAGAUGAAAUGUGCAAAACAUAUGGCAUUAACGGGGAAUCAAUCUUCAGCACUCUCCAGAACUUUGACAUCACCAAGGGCCUCCCGCAGGACCUGAUGCACAACCUCUUGGAAGGAGUUCAAGAGGUUGAAAUCAGGGCCUUGCUGUUCCGGCUAAUAGAAGAUUUCAAAGUUUUGACCUACCAAAAUUUAAACCAUCUCCUGAAAUCAUUUCCGUACCCAGAAAGUCUAAAAUCUAGUAAACCAUCCCCAAUUGACCGAGCUCAUGUUGUGUCAGGAAAGCUCCGUCAAAGUGCAAGUCAAAUGAUUAGUCUUCUCUGCGUCAUGCCUUUCCUUUUGGAACCAUACCAUGAUGACCAAACAGCAAGUUUCAUAGACAACUUCAUAUUGCUGGCAAAAAUCAGCAACAUUUUGCUUUCAUUUGAAGUGGACAGGCCAACCCUUGACCUUUCUAGGUAUAUGAUCGAAAAGCACCAUUCGCGUUACCAAACGCUGUACCCUGAAUUUCCCAUGACACCCAAAUUUCAUCUUAUGAUCCACGCGCCGUCGUACAGGAUACAGGAUGCAUAA
Molecule: messenger RNA, 1575 nt
Organism: Cloeon dipterum
Lineage: Eukaryota; Metazoa; Arthropoda; Insecta; Ephemeroptera; Baetidae
Exons: 3
Coding region: 1-1575 (524 amino acids)
Source: RefSeq, a predicted model, not a curated record